Corticium candelabrum is the source of this 1014-nucleotide messenger RNA. RefSeq names its product ubiquinone/menaquinone biosynthesis C-methyltransferase UbiE-like. Bases 47 to 883 code for a protein of 278 amino acids. NCBI's taxonomy places the organism in Eukaryota, Metazoa, Porifera, Homoscleromorpha, Homosclerophorida, Plakinidae. The record is from RefSeq and is a predicted model, not a curated record. The transcript has a single exon.
GGACCAGAGAUUUGCAGCUCGUUCUUGCUUUACAGAGUGCUUGUUCAUGUACCGCUUUCUUCGCCCGCUUCGAUGGUUGCAGAAUCAACUCCAUGGUUUGUCUCUGCCACUGACGUGUCGUCGUCUAGCUGUACAACGUGAGGCUGAGGUGUACGGGUCGACUAGCGAAAACUGGCAGAAGAUUCGCGGUCUAGAAAUGAUGAGUUUGUUAGACUUGAGGAACGGACAGCGCGUGCUGGAUCUGGGCUGCGGAACUGGCGAACUGACCGUAGAGUUGGCCAGGAGAGUGGGUCACAGGGGGCGUGUCAUCGGUCUUGAUCUAAACAAAGGCAGAAUUGAAGUGGCGCAGAGAAAAUUCGGAGACUGUGGCAACAUAGACUUUGUGGCUGGAACUAACGAUGCAGUAGAAAAAUACCAACUGUUAGAUCGCAUAUUUUGUAGCUUUGUGAUCUACUGGAUCGAAGAUCAGAGAAAGUGUUUUCAGCAGUUGUUCGAAGCACUCCGACCUGGAGGAUUGUUUGGAAUUAUAGGAGUUACGGCGUCGCCACUAUUCUUUCACAAAUUGACUAAGAUUAUGGCUGGUGCCAGUGCCGAACUCAAUGAACUGAUGGGCUGGCACUUUCGGACAGAAGAAGGAUGGAUUGGUCUUGCUAACGAGACAGGCUUCAGGGUGUUAAGCAGUGACCAGUAUGUUGCCUACAACAUUCAUCCUUCUGUUGAACAUCUGCUGCUGUGGUGGGAGGCAACAACAUCUGGGAAGUGUUUGGUUGAGAAAGUUGUUGAUGAAGAGCUCGACGACUUGCUUGACGAGUUUGAAUACAGCAGGAAUGGAUGUAUAGAUGUUAGAGAGAAUAUAAUUAGGAUUGUCAUGCAGAAACCGUAGUAUAAAUUUUUGAAGUAAUCAUUGAAACUUAUGUUGUAAUAUUUUGAGUUAUUAUAUAAAGGUACAUGUACUUUAAAUUGCUAAGGAGUUAGAGUGGGUUCUCAUUGUUGUUGUUGUUGUGUUCUUUUUGU